AUUGUAUCUCAUUACUGAACUCUACGGACAGGCCACUUAGCUCUUAGCAUUUUGGAAUUUUUUUUUUGGGGGGGGGUCUUUAUUUGCAUUUUGUAAAAUGGUCCGUUUGCAGAUAUUUGGAACUUGUAAGCCACUGCACUACCAUGAGAAUGAAGAAAAGAUUAUUUUAUGACACAUGAAGUAUGGAGUGUGGAUGUUUAAUGUUUUAAUUUUGAAGUUUCUUUUCCCAGCUGAUAGCAAGAGAUAGAAAUAAGAAGAAAAAAAAAAGAAAUCUCCAGCAUGCCCAUGGUUACAGGGAUUAUGGAGAGCAAGGAGAACGGUGCUGUGGAUGUGAAAAACUCAGUGGAGAAUGGGAGGCCACCCGAUCCAGCUCACUGGGCCGUGGAUGAUGUUGUAAAUUAUUUCAAAUCUGCAGGAUUUGAAGAACAAGCAAGUGCAUUUAAGGAACAGGAGAUUGAUGGAAAGUCUUUAUUGCUUAUGACAAGAAAUGAUGUUUUGACUGGACUUUCAUUAAAAUUAGGCCCUGCGCUCAAAAUCUACGAAUACCACGUGAAGCUUUUGCAGACCCAACAUUUAAAGAGCGGCUCUUCCUAGGAAUGAAGCAAAUGGAGUGUAUAACACAGCCACAUCUUAAUCAAAUAUGCCCAGUAAGAUACUUGAUUUAGGAAAGAGAAAUUGACCAGCCCUGCGUGCAGAAAUAUUCUGUAACUUCCGUGACCGUUUUGAAAGGGAAGUAAACUGACGUGAUUUUCUGCUGACAUGAGGAAAAGGCAAUUCAUAAUAGUCCCUUUGGCGUAUGUUUAUGUCUAACAGUGACAAUGGCAACUUGAGUUACUGGAAAAGGCACAUAAUACUGUGUAAAUGUGAUUCUACUAAAUACUACUUGAGCCAUCCAUUGAUAUUUCCAUUGGACCCAGGUGCUGACAGCAUGUGGCUAGUAAAAUAUUACGCUUCAAGUCCUAUCGGCUCCUGCAAGCCAGAAUGUUUGUUUUUGUAAACAAGAGUGAUGGCUCAAAAUGGUUCCAUGCCAACUGCAUUUUGCUGUAAGUGAUGAACUUGUUGUACAUGCAUCAAAAGUUGUUGCUAGCAGAGUUGUCUGUUGGGGUUCUGUUCACUUAUAGCUAUGUCUGGAACCACAUUGCACUGCCCAAGGCUUUGCUAUGCAUUGUGGGAUUCAACAUCUACGGAGUCCUUUGUUAACAGGGAGCUUCCCCAGAACUAAACUGCAGAUUUAUAUACUUAAGAUGACAAUCAUGCAAUGCAAAAUAUAUUUUUAUUUGUGUGUUUACAUUGAUCAUGACUGGCAGCCUUACUGACUUUUGGCACUGCUCGAUGGAACAUAGAAUAAUAGAAUAUAUGUAUUUUCUUGCUGGAGA
Xenopus laevis (African clawed frog) is the source of this 1376-nucleotide messenger RNA. RefSeq names its product sterile alpha motif domain containing 13 L homeolog (gene samd13.L). The record is from RefSeq and is a predicted model, not a curated record. The coding region runs from base 280 to 594 and encodes 104 amino acids. Gene Ontology annotation, cellular component: nucleus. Lineage: Eukaryota; Metazoa; Chordata; Amphibia; Anura; Pipidae. Gene Ontology annotation, molecular function: chromatin binding; histone binding. Gene Ontology annotation, biological process: negative regulation of DNA-templated transcription. The transcript has 4 exons.